AUGACCCUCCACAUACCGUCGCAUGCCUUACCUCCCCGUCGCACACCAGCACACCAACUAUUUCUCCCACCACCACCACUUUCUUUCUCCCCAACCCUCCCCCACUCUUCCGAGGCACAGCACGGGAGCACACCACCAUGCUCUGCUGUACCACCUCCCCCUCCCCCUCUUGCAACCAUUCCUCCCUCCCAUUCAAGCCAUUCACUUCCAAAUCUCACAUUCUUCACAUUUGGAGUGCCAACAGGCCUUCCAAUUCCUGCCCAACUUUGUAAAGUAGCAGCUUGUAAACCAAUUAGGUUCGCCUCUUAUAGCGAAAUGGAGGCUCUUGCUCACGGCGUUUGCGCUGAUACUAGAAGGAUUGUCCGAAAAUGGCUACUGAACUGGGAAGAGUUAGGCGGCUUGGAGGAUGAUGGUGCAGAUGGGGAACUUGGCGGAUGGGACGAGAAUCCGGACAACCUGGAAGAACCUUCUGUUGAAUGGUCGGAUCAGCCAAGCCUUAAGACCGACGAUGUAGGUGAUGACUUAGGGCUCAGUCUCCAGCAGCUUCGGAUAAAAGACCCGGAGCAGAGCAAGCCAGAGCAACAAGAGAAAUGGUUGGAGCGACAGCAAGAAGAGCCGAUUCCUGUAGGAUCGGAGGCCCCUAAGGUCUCAGGAAGUCAGAACAUUGGACCGCCAUCUGCUGGCGUUUCGGGUCCCCCUCUUCCGACUGGGUUCAUUGGCGGAAUGCCGCCUCCUACGAUGCGCCCCAUGGGCAGCCAUCCCGGAGGUGCUUGGCCCGCUCCUCCUGGCCCCUUUCUUCUUCCCCCUAACAUGCCACUUCCGCCGAAUUUUGCGGGGCCGCAAGGCGUCGCCGUUCCGCCGCCGUGGCCUGCGCCAAAUGCGCCCUAUCAGCAACAGCAACCGCCUCCGUUACCACAGGGUCAGCAGCAACAGCAGCAGUUCAUGCAGCCUCCAGGGAUGCAGCAGCAGCAGCAGCAGCAGCAGCAGCAGCAGUGGGCGGGCGGCCCAGGCGCGUGGUCGGGACCAGAAGCUGCGGCAGGUCCUGGUGCUCCUCCGGUUCAAGGGGGGCAGGUUAUGAUGCCGACGUCAGUCCCCAUGUCUGGCGGGACGGGCCCCGCGCGGUCUAUGGCCAAUGCUCAUGGCGGCCCUGGAGCCGGUGGGUUUUCGGAAGGGGGUGGUGGUUCACCGGGUAUGGUGAGGUCGCAGUACAUGAGUGUGGAGGAAAUGCAGUCCAUCAUCCGUAUGCAGUGGGCCGCUGUUCAUGCCGGGGAUCCGUAUGUGGACGACUACUACCAUCAAGCGGUGGAGCAGCGCAAGGCAGCGGCGGCUGGCAUGCGUCUCCGCCACUUCGCGCCGGCUACCCUCCAGCCGCCCGGGAGCUUGCAACGAGGCAACGGGCAGCAGCAGCAGCAAUCCACAGUCGCGUUCGUUCCGAUUCAAGGUCUGGGUCGAGUUCCUAUUCCCUCCAUUCGCCGUCCGCGCCCGUUGCUGGAUGUCGAGCCGCUUGCUUGCCUGCACUCUUCGUGGCACGAAAGCGGGCCGGGAGGCAAGGGAGAUGGCGUUGGUCCGGAUGGGCGCCAGCAGCCAGUGCGGCCGCUGGAGCAGGAGCCUAUGCUAGCGGCGCGCAUAGCCAUUGAGGAAGGCAUGAAUGUGCUUCUUGAUGUUGAUGACAUUGACCGACUCUUGUCCUCACCCCAGCCGCUCCCACCGCACGCUGCUGCACAGUUACAUCGCACGCGCCACUUGCUUCUGGAAACCCUCGCGGCCUCACUCCAGCUGUCGGAUCCUCUCAUUCCCGGAAGCCCGCUUGCUCCCAUGCAUGAUGUGCGCGCCGCGGCCUCCGCUGCUGCAACUGCUGUCGCUGCUGCUGGACCAACUGGCGGCUGGGGGGAAAGGAGUGGAGGUAACAGGGGGUUGUCUAGUGUUGUUCCUCCAGAGGAUCGCAUCCUGCUUCUUGCUGUGUUCCGGCACUUCCGCAUUCUCUUUUCCCCAUCGGCAGUAGGUUCUGCCCCACCUGAGCCUCCAGCCACGCCUGAGGCCGCCGCCCUCUCACUCCCUACACAAGUCAUUCGAGCCAUGCAGAGCCUGUCUUCGUUAGACGUUGCUGCUGCAUGCCUUGCAGCAGUUGUGCUUGCUCCCGAGGCUCCCCCUUUUGCCUCGCACACACCAGCAGGACUAGCAACAGUGCAGCAUAAGGAUUCACUGCUUAGUUGGCGGAAGAGGGUUACUGUGGCAACUGCGACACUGUAUGUGGUGGCUGUGUGGAAAAUGUG
Closterium sp. Yama58-4 is the source of this 2273-nucleotide messenger RNA. The record is from the annotation of a GenBank genome assembly. Lineage: Eukaryota; Viridiplantae; Streptophyta; Zygnematophyceae; Desmidiales; Closteriaceae.